CAUCGAAACUUCACCAUGUCAAUUCACUCAUCCAAACACGCCCUUACCACUUACGCCUCCAUAUUCCUCUUCCUACUUAUCGAAAUUUCAACGCCGAUCAAAGUUAUCGCCGGCGACCCCCACUUCAUCAGUUUCCGAUCACCAAACCUCUAUCCAGAAGGUCUAGCGUGGGACCCAACAAAACAACACUUCCUCACUGGAUCCUUCCAUCACCGCACCAUCUCAUCAAUCUCAGACGCCGGCGUCGUCCAAACCCUAAUUUCCGACUCCUCCCUCCCCGAAAACGUAACCGUUUUAGGUCUCGCCGUCGAUUCACGCAACAACCGCGUCCUCGCCGCGAUCCACGCCGUGCAACCUCUCCCUCCUUUCAACGCACUCGCCGCCUACGACCUAAAAUCCGGCCAGCGUCUCUUCCUCUCACUCCUCCCCUCCGAUGAACACGCCAUCGCAAACGACGUCGCUGUUGACUUCAACGGAAACGCUUACGUCACGAACUCCAUCGGCAACUUCAUCUGGAAGGUCAACGCGAAAGGAGAAGCUUCGAUCUUCUCGAAAUCGCCGAGGUUCACGGAACAUCCAGUGGACCGCGAUACACCGUAUAGUUUCUGCGGACUCAACGGUAUUGCUUACGUCAGCAGUGGCGGUUACCUCUUGGUGGGGCAAUCCAAUACGGGUAAGAUGUUUAAGGUUGAUGCGGAGGAUGGCACCGCUAGGCACGUGCUUCUUAAUGAAGAUCUCACGGCUCCUGAUGGUGUCGUUUUGAGGAGUGACGGUGUCGUUUUGGUGGUUUCGCCAGAAGUGAAUAAGUUGUGGUUUCUCAAGAGCAAUAGUGGAUGGAAUGAGGGUGUGGUUUAUGACAAAAUUGACCUUGAUGAUGAAGGGUACCCUACUUCGGUUGUUGCGAGGGAGAGGGAUAAGGCGUAUGUGUUGUAUGGGUAUUUCAGUGAGGGUGUUUUGGGAAAUUCAGAGAGGGAGAGUUUUAGAAUUGAGGAAGUUAGGUCACCGAAGGAGAGUGAAGAUGAGAAUGUUUGGAUUUAUGUGAUGAUUGGAUUCGGCUUGGUUUAUUUCUUGUAUUGGAGGUUUCAAAUGGGUCAGCUUGUGAAGAAUAUGGAUAAAAAGAUCAAUUGAUUUAUUUGUAAGAUCAAAGUUUGUAUUUUAAUCCCAACAUGUUGUUUGACUUUAGAUCAAUUCAGUGCUUUUUUUACAGGGAAAUGUUACUAAGUAUAUGAAAUUGUUAGUUUCAAAGGUUUGGUUAGGUUCAUAUGAGUGAAAAUUCUCCCAUUUUAGUUUUUUGUGCCACGCUCUUAAGAGCUUAAUGUGGUUCCUAGAAUAUAAUGCUCUAUUCCAUAUUGAAAAACAAAAUUAAUUAUAUUUGAUGGAAAUUCAUGCUUUUAUCA
Messenger RNA from Cicer arietinum (chickpea), 1397 nucleotides. RefSeq lists its product as uncharacterized. The record is from RefSeq and is a predicted model, not a curated record. Gene Ontology annotation, cellular component: endoplasmic reticulum. NCBI's taxonomy places the organism in Eukaryota, Viridiplantae, Streptophyta, Magnoliopsida, Fabales, Fabaceae.